AGUAGUUGCGUUUCGCGCUGUUUGAGUGCCUCCUGCCCACCGCUCGCAGCAUGGUAGACACCUUUUGACAUGAUGGAGGAAGAGGCCGUGGAGCUUCUUAGGCCUCGUCCUGGGAAUGGCGUUGUAUCGCGGGAAUUUUGCUUGUGCCAUUGCGUUCAAUGCAUCGCAGGAAAAGCAAACCCGAUUUACUUUGCAGAGUUGGGAAACUUUGUUUGAAGCUGCUAAAUGCAGGCAGGACGAGCUAUACCUUCUUGUGCGAGAGCGUCCGCGGAUGGUACCACCGCAAGUGCUACAGUACAUACACUAACAAAACGUUGCUGGGUCGGCUGCCACUUGGACGUGGCCAUGACUUUUCAAGCCAUUCUGAAUUGGAGGAGAUACAUGUAUGUGAUGAUGGGACACCAUGUACCAGCAAAGCGUAGAACAAGGAGAGAUGUACAAUGAUUGAAUCCACAUCUGCAGACUUGUGCCUCAUGACAUGUGCAUCUAGCAGAGUUGGAGAACAACGCAAGAAUUUUGGCUUUCGCUCCAGAAUGGCCCAGAUUGCGUUGCAGCGGAAAUCCACUAUCAACGUCGGAGCAUGCUACAGUGCCUUCACCCACCUGGCCACUAUGCACCGGCAACGAAGUGGCAAAGGGAGUGACCAGCCGUCGGCCUACGAAACAUUUGACAGCCUGGUGCUGUAUAUACUGUCCGAGUUGAAGUCUGCAAGGGCCUUGCCCAUGAAGCUUCUCACGGAUAAGUACAAUAACUGCAAACGGCACCAGCUUGGCCGACCAUCACACUCCGCCUUAGUAUCCAACUUUCAUGCUGAAAAAGAAGAUAAUGAGCUACUUGGGGACCAGCAAUUGACAUGUAUGGUAAGUGGCAUGGGUAUACAGGCGCACUCUUCACGGAGCAACCACUUGUCUGUGUCGUCUGCAAACGGUCCGAUGGCCGGUAAUACCCAGUCAUUGCCGAACAGUCAUACUAGUAACGCACCUGGCCCGGCUCCAACCAUCCCAGUCCAGCCGGUCGCCGCAGAUUUCCUGCCCGCAUUCACGUCCACUGCGCACCCCAGUGUCCGGCAAGAGAACGGGCCCAAUGCCAGGAGUUACGACGGGCCCACUGCCAGGAAUUACGAUAGGCUCACUGCCAGGAGUUACGAUAGGCCCGCUGCGAUAUCCACUGGGCUUGUCCCCGCCAAUGUCGUGUUGCCCACUCAUUUCGGCUUCAAAGGAUCCGCUACUCCGCCGCGUCAGGUGAACACCAGUGGAUCCGUUUCAUCUCUGGGUACUACAUUAGCCUCCAGUACAGAUGUGUUGGCUAGUACGGCUUUGACUAUAACCUCGGGUGCGAGGCAACCAGUGGCGGCUGCGGUGUCUUCUACAGCACCAUCUCAACCACGGUCGCAGCAGGUUCUUGCUGAUCUCUAGCGUGCUAUGUGAUGUGUGAGUGUGUGAGCGCGCGGACGCGCACACACAAUGCCAUGUGUUGUGCGGUGUGUGUGUGUGUGCGUGCGUGUGUGGUUUGUGUAUGUGUGUGUGCGAGCGCGCGCGCGCACAAUGUCAUGUGUUGUGCGGUGUGUGUACGUGUGUGUGCGCGCACGCGCGCAUACACACAAUGCCAUGAUGAGGGUGAAGGCAGUUUCGAUAGUGGAUUGGACUGUGAAUCGGACAGUGAGUCUGAAAGCUAAGGCUAGUGGACCGCACUAUUGACGUUUUUGAAUUGAUUUGAAUUUGAAUUGUACUUUUCAACUCUGCAGCAAAUGACAAAUACACUACUGCGCUAUUAUUUACAACAUCUUCCCUAUCGCUCGUUUGCUAAGAUCAGCUUAUGAUCGCUAUCACUCUGCCGUUUUCCGGUGUCCUUUGCUUCGCUCGUGCUAGCUCUCUUCCGCUGGUGUUGUCGAGAUCGUGUCCCAAUAAAUCAUGUGAAAUCCUCUCAUACGAAAGAUCCAUGUUUGGGGGUGAUUUUGGUCGAAUUUUACAACAAAUCAAUCUGUGCCAUCUCUAAUCACCAUCAAUAGGAAAUGAACGCUCGGCAAAGGGCAACCAUGAUCUACGAAUCAUCGAAAUACAAGAACAAAUUCACAUCGACUGCACUAAUUUUCAAUAAAAUAUCGUAUCGCAUGCUGCCAAUUUCAAUCAAGGAGUCGUAAAAUAACGUAAAAUAACGACUUCCGUAACGAAACCUAAAAUUGGUUCUCCCCAGCUUAUGCCCUAGUUCUGGACAUGACAACAAGCCGUUUCGACAUCCCUAGGACAUGGUCUUUCCACCCAUGCAAAGCUCAGGUUGUCUGCUUGAGACUGAAACGGGACUUGCAAAACAACGUCUUUUAGAUUUGGGCCGCAGGACUAUAUUUGCAAGAUGGAACCUGGGAACUGGAAGACGACGAAGAAGAAGCGUGGGAAUCCGGCGGCAAUGGCUGGGAUGACUGAACUUACGGGAAGGAGUGCUUCCAAGAUGGAAGACCAAGAAGAAGAAGCCGCUGAAUCCGGCGGCAAUGGCUGGGGUGCUGCGGUCUCGAGAAGAAGCGUUAUUUCUGCAUUCCAAGAAGGACGGCACAAUGUGUCGGACUGUCCGCGUCGCAUUGAACUGGUCCGAUGAGGCUGCUAUUGCACACACAGUGAGGGAACUCCCAUACGGGAACUCGGAAGUACUGCUACAGUACAGGUAUAUCACCCCGUGACGACCACAUCGAAGUCUGAAAUUGAAGUGUGAAGAUGCUUCAGCAACCCCUUCAUAUUUUUCCAUUGCUUUUAUUGUGCUUCUACUGUGCAUGUGAUGGCAAUGUAUGCCGGUGACACGGUCAGAUUUUGUCCAUGCGUGUAACGUACACCUGCAUGCUAUCGUUGAAAAGGAUCUGCCACUUACGAUCUUCGGACGAGUAUCAGGUCAGCUUGGUUUUGUGUGGGCUGUACCAGAUGCUGUUCACUUCUCUAUCUGUUGGAUAUGUGACUUUCUGCAAGUUUCUGGUGUAUGGUGGCCACUUCUUUGCUUGUCUUUGUAUGACAUUACAAUAAUUCUGUAUUCACAGCUUCCAUGGUGUGGUCUGCAAACUGCAAUCCUUAGGCAAAUAUUAUCAUCACGCUGCAAUGUUGUGCUUUGGCCGCCAGCUUACCUACACAUUGUAGUUGAAUUAUUUUUGUUUCACAACUGACUUCCUGAAGUAUGGUGGCUACUGCUUUGCAUGGCAUUAUACAAUGUUCAUCAAGAA
Messenger RNA from Sycon ciliatum, 3199 nucleotides. RefSeq lists its product as uncharacterized. Bases 441 to 1415 code for a protein of 324 amino acids. The transcript is spliced from 6 exons. The record is from RefSeq and is a predicted model, not a curated record. Lineage: Eukaryota; Metazoa; Porifera; Calcarea; Leucosolenida; Sycettidae.